Clarias gariepinus (North African catfish) is the source of this 1254-nucleotide messenger RNA. RefSeq names its product leucine zipper transcription factor-like 1 (gene lztfl1). Bases 204 to 1100 code for a protein of 298 amino acids. The record is from RefSeq and is a predicted model, not a curated record. NCBI's taxonomy places the organism in Eukaryota, Metazoa, Chordata, Actinopteri, Siluriformes, Clariidae. Gene Ontology annotation, cellular component: cytoplasm. The transcript is spliced from 10 exons. Gene Ontology annotation, biological process: negative regulation of protein localization to cilium.
CGUGAGGUGGUAGCGCGUGACGCUGUUUGGUUGUCAGGGCAACUUAAACACGCUAAGGGAAAACACAAGAUAGUUGAUUCGUAGUUAAUUCGCUGUGACUUAAAGCGUAGAAGUUACCUUGUUGUCCUCGUCCAUGUUUUCACUGUGGCUUACACUCUGACGUCUGUAGUUGUCUACAUAAAGCCGCGUUGUAUCUAGCUGCCAUGGCUGAUUUUGGAUUCAGUGAACAUCACCAGAAUGAGGUCAUAAACUACAUGCGCUUUGCUCGCUCCAAAAGACUCCUAAGACUCAAGACCAUUGACUCAUGCUUUCAGGAACUGAAAGACAGCAGACUGGUUGAAGAGACAUUUACAGUGGAUGAAGUGUCAGACAUGCUGGAUGGGCUGCAGGUGGUGGUUCAUGGAGAGGUGGAGAUGGAGCUCAUCAACACUGCCCACACAAAUGUGCUGCUUCUGCGCCAGCUUUUUUCCCAGGCUGAAAAGUUUUACCUAAAACUCCAGACUGAUAUCUCAGAGCUGGAGAACAGAGAAUUACUGGAACAAGUAGCAGCAUUUGAAAAGACUGAUUUUAAAUCCAACAGCAAGGUAAUUCAGGAAUCCAGCAAACCCAAGUUAGCCCCACUGAAUGAGGGAGGAGUGUCAGAACUACUCAACAAGGAAAUUUUUAGACUACAAGAAGAGAAUGAUAAACUGAGAGCUAGACUCCGAACAUUGGAAAGUCAGGCCAUGAGUGCCCUUGAUGAGAAGUGUGAGGCCGAGAAGGCCUUGAAUGAUCUUCAGAAAGUGCAAGGAGAUCAUCAGCAUGCCAUACAUACUCAGGAGAUCUCUAAACUGGAGGACACUGUGGCAGCCAUGCAGAUCGAUUUUGAUAAGACACUCAGUGCCAGAACUGCAUCACAGAUGGAGCUACAGGACAGCCUGGUGUCAGCCAAACAUGAAUUGCUUCGUGUUCAAGAUCAGCUCACCCUUGCUGAGAAGGACCUAGAUAAGAAGUUUCAACAGACUGCUGCAUAUCGGAACAUGAAAGAGAUUCUGAGUAAGAAGAAUGACCAGAUUAAGGAGCUCAGGAAAAGAUUACAAAGAUAUGAGUCUGAUGAGUGAAGGCCUGAAAUCAGUUUUGUCCUGAACACACUGAACAUGGUAAAAGACCAAAGAAUACUACAAAAGAAGAACAAAAAGGAAGAUAUGUAAUAGUCAUUGCUAAAUUUUUUCUUUAACAAGAUCUACUAAUUUAAAUAAAACAAUUGCUGUACUG